This is a messenger RNA of Pipistrellus kuhlii (Kuhl's pipistrelle), 1942 nucleotides long. It is a transcript of the gene PCOLCE2, whose product is annotated as procollagen C-endopeptidase enhancer 2. Gene Ontology annotation, molecular function: protein binding. The record is from RefSeq and is a predicted model, not a curated record. Lineage: Eukaryota; Metazoa; Chordata; Mammalia; Chiroptera; Vespertilionidae. Bases 338 to 1579 code for a protein of 413 amino acids. The transcript has 9 exons.
AUAGGGCUGUGGGUCCCCGGUUCGGGGGAGGAGACGCUCGCCCGCCCCACCUAGAGAGCAGGCGGCUGAGGCAUGGGAGCCGCCCCUCCCGCCUCAGAGAACAAACCGGACAUUCAGCAGUGGCCAGUGGCUGUCAGCAACUCCUUGGGGAAGGAAAUUGUCGAGUCAGGCUGGACCGUAAUCACCGUUAAAUGCUUCCGGACCCCUCCAGCUGCACAUACCCGGGCUGCCCCGCGAGCGCGCGCGUGCGUAGGAGCGCGCACAGGGUGUCUUGUGUGCACGCCAGAGGCGCGGCCGGCGUGCUCUUGGCGGGCCGCCCGGACAGUCUCCACCGACCAUGAGCGGCGCGGGCCCCUGGGUUGUGCUCGGCCUGCUGCUGGCGGCCCAGCAGUCGGGUCAGCAGCACCCGGAGAGACCUGUUUUCACAUGUGGUGGUGUUCUUACGGGAGAGUCUGGAUUUAUUGGCAGCGAAGGUUUUCCUGGAGUGUACCCUCCAAAUAGCAAAUGCACUUGGAAAAUCACAGUUCCCAAGGGAAAAGUAGUAGUUCUCAAUUUCCGAUUCUUAGACCUUGAGAGUGACAACCUGUGCCGCUAUGACUUUGUGGAUGUGUACAAUGGCCACGGCAAUGGCCAGCGUAUUGGGCGCUUCUGUGGCACGUUUCGGCCUGGAGCCCUUGUGUCCAGUGGCAACAAGAUGAUGGUGCAGAUGAUUUCCGACGCCAACACUGCUGGGAAUGGUUUCAUGGCCAUGUUCUCUGCUGCUGAACCAAAUGAAAGAGGCGAUCAAUAUUGUGGAGGACGCCUUGAAAGACCUUCUGGCUCUUUUAAAACCCCCAACUGGCCAGACCGCGAUUACCCUGCAGGAGUCACUUGCUUGUGGCACAUUCUAGCCCCAAAGAAUCAGCUUAUAGAAUUAAAGUUUGAGAAGUUUGAUGUUGAACGUGAUAACUACUGCCGAUAUGAUUAUGUGGCUGUGUUUAAUGGUGGAGAAGUCAAUGAUGCUAAAAGAAUUGGAAAGUAUUGUGGUGAUAGUCCACCCAUGCCAAUUGUAUCUGAAAAACAUGAACUUCUCAUUCAGUUUUUCUCAGACUUAAGCUUAACUGCAGAUGGAUUUAUUGGUCACUACAAAUUCAGGCCAAAAAAAUUAUCUACAACUACAGCACUGCCAAUGACCACCACAGUCACUGUAACUACAGGUUUAAAACCCACCAUAGCCAUGUGUCAACAAAAAUGUAGAUGGGCCGGUACUCUGGAAAGCAAUUACUGUUCAAGCAAUUUUGUAUUUGCUGGUACUGUUAUCACAACCAUCAUGCGGGGUGGAAGGUUGCAUGCCACAGUCUCCCUCAUCAGCAUCUAUAAAGAGGGAAAUCUGGCAAUUCAACAGGCUGGCAAGAACAUGAGUGCCAAGGUCAUUGUGAUUUGCAAGCAGUGCCCUCUCCUCAGAAGAGGUCAAAAUUACAUUAUCAUGGGCCAAGUAGGUGAAGAUGGGCGAGGCAAAAUCAUGCCCAACAGCUUUGUCACGAUGUUGAAGACCAAGAAUCAGAAGUUCCUGACUGCCUUGGAAAACAAGCAAUGUUAACAGUGAAAUGUGUCCAUUUAUGCUUCAUUCUGUCAUUGCCUUUGAAAGAUCUAUUUUUCUCAGUAUAAAAACAAUCUUAUGACAUUGAAUAUUCAUUAUUCAGAAAGAUUAAAUAGGUGUGAUGGAAUUUCUAUGCCUGCAUCAAUAGAAGCAGAUAUUGUAGUACAGUAACAGGAACCUAAUGGCAUCGAGUGGUGACAGUUGAAAGCAGUUUAUUUAUACAUGCCUCUAACGGGGUAUUUUAUAAAUGAGUUUUGUGAAGAUGUUAAAAUGGAGAUUUUAUAAGUGCAAUGUUUGCUUCAAGAUGUUAUAUUCUUUUCUUGCAUUUUUAAAUUGAUGCUUAAUAAAAUAUUUUUAAAUGAA